Molecule: messenger RNA, 654 nt
Organism: Ichthyophthirius multifiliis
Lineage: Eukaryota; Ciliophora; Oligohymenophorea; Hymenostomatida
Product: zinc C2H2 type family protein, putative
Exons: 6
Source: RefSeq, a predicted model, not a curated record
AUGAAUUGUAUUACCUAAACUUCCGAAAUAGAUAUAUAAUAAUAACAAAAGUAAUAAUAACUUUAAAGAUAAUAAUAAGGCUUUUCAUCUAAUAUUAUUAUUUCUUAACCAUAAACUUCUUAAAAAUCAUAAUAUGAUGAAUAAUUAAAUUAUUAUUAAUAGGAAGCUUGUAGGCUUUACAUUGCUAAUAUAGUAUUAACAAAUUAAGUUAAAGAAUUAAUAUAAGAUAAAAAUGAGCUUUUAUAAAAAUAUUAAAAAUUAGAGAAAAGGUAAUUAGAUACAUAAUUAAGUUUAGCAGAAGAAAGAAAAAAAAGAAAUAGAAGAACUGCUCACGAAAUAGAAAGACAUUAUAAAUGUCCUUAAUAAUAAUGCUAAAAAUCAUAUGGUUCUGAAGGUUCAUUAGCUUAACAUAUUAAACUUAAACAUCCUGAAUUUUACUAAAGUAUAUCAAUGAAUGUUUCCUAAAAUAUAAGUUCAGGAUAAAAUAUUAAAUAGUAAAAUGGAUAAAAUUAUUAAUCUUCUGAAUGUUCUGAUUCUUACAUAGAAGAAAACUAAUCUUCUACAUCAUCUAAAUAAAAUAACGAAAAAAAUAUGAUUAAUGACAAUAAUAGUGAUAUAAGUAUUGAUUAAAAUGAGAACAAAAUCCAAGAUUGA